Ruditapes philippinarum (Manila clam) is the source of this 456-nucleotide messenger RNA. RefSeq lists its product as uncharacterized. Lineage: Eukaryota; Metazoa; Mollusca; Bivalvia; Venerida; Veneridae. The record is from RefSeq and is a predicted model, not a curated record. The coding region runs from base 22 to 456 and encodes 144 amino acids. The transcript is spliced from 2 exons.
AACAACGGCAGCUCAUCUGCAAUGCUUCCUCUUGACCAAGAGUUCCGAUCCGAAGAUUCAUCAUCUAUUGAAAAUAUAAGUGUUGAGGAAUGUAACAACCUUUGUAGUUCAAAGAACAGUUGUCGUGUUGCAAGUAUGAAUGAAGAAAGAUUUUGUUAUCACUACAUGGGUAGUGAACUUGGUAUAUGGAGAAGUGCUAAGAUAACUUCUGGUAGUCAAUGGUUUGCAAAACUACAAAACUAUGUAUAUAUAACAUCAUUUCCGAGAGCUAAAUACACGAAUGAAUCGUUUUUUGGAAACAUUCAGUACAUCAAUACAGACAGCAUAAUAACGUCACCCAGUUACCCAUUCGGGCCUAUUUUGGACUAUGAUAUACAAUGGAUUGUGAAUUUCGAACCAGGACGGUUUGUCUCAUUGGUGUUUACAAACCUAUCAUUAUCUGAGGUAUUGAUGUAG